Molecule: messenger RNA, 2166 nt
Organism: Aplosporella prunicola CBS 121167
Lineage: Eukaryota; Fungi; Ascomycota; Dothideomycetes; Botryosphaeriales; Aplosporellaceae
Exons: 2
Coding region: 1-2166 (721 amino acids)
Source: RefSeq, a predicted model, not a curated record
AUGUCUGUAGAGCUUUCUCUCUUAUCCUGCCAGGAUGCCGAUCAAGAGCGCAAGGUUCCGCAUCGACUGCAACCAUUUCUCCCGAACGGCUGGAACCAACUCCCGGAUAAUGAUCAGUAUUCCCGUCAAUUUGUGGAAAAUGGCUGGUGUCCGCAUCAGAUCCAGGAAAUAGAAGAUUCCUACACCACCGAGGUCGUCAGUUACCUCAGUAACUUACGACGCAAUGGCUUUCGAAGAAUUGAUCAUAGGUCCUGUGGGCAAUCUCCAAGAUGUGUAGCGAGCAAUGUCAACAUGGACAACUAUCUCACUCGCCACAUCAGAUCGGAUUGUCAAUGUCCUACAGUCGGCACCAGUUACGACCACAUCAUCAGCAUAAUCCAAUCUGGCGGUGUCCCCUUGGUCUCUGUGGUCGAAGUGGGUGGACACAUGGCCCUUCACGUUGAACCGCGAACCGCUCAAAGUCGUUACACCGCAAUAUCUCAUGUCUGGUCUGACGGAUUAGGCAAUCCGUCCGCGAAUGCCCUACCACAUUGCCAAUUGAAGUACAUUGCAACAUGCCUCAAGAACAUGCCUAGAAAGACAGGCGAACGCAAUGUGCUAGGAGUAGGGCCAGUUUUAAUAGACUGGGGGCGCCAAAACUUCUCUACGUCUGGCCGAUCUUCUCCACUUUUUUGGAUAGAUACACUCUGUAUUCCAGUCAGGGAUAGAGACAGGCAUCUCAGAUUGCAAGCCAUUAACCAGAUGGCUUCCAUCUAUGCCGCUGCCGUUCAAGUACUCGUACUCGAUGCGGAACUCCAGCAGACCCGGACGAACCACAUUCAUGCGAGCGAGCUUCUGGCACGCAUAGUAUUCAGCGCAUGGAUGAAUCGGAGUUGGACAUACCAGGAAGGUGUGUUGGCGCGUGCUUGCGUGUACCAGUUUGCAGAUGCUGCCAUUGACCCUGUCCACGCAUGGUGCAUCUCUGGUCAUCGCAAGGGUCAGCCCUCUACAAAUAUAGGGUUUCACCAUCCGCAGGAUGAUCACCUGGAGCGCAUCUAUACGGCGCUUUAUAACUCUCACUGGGAAAAAUUACAUCAAAACUGGAAAAGCAGCUGGCCCAAAUCCAAUCGGUUCUUCUCUCGAAAUCUCCCUUGGGAGGGAUUCAAUGCCCCCAAGGCAGUUCUAGGUACAAGGAACAAUGCGGAGUGCAUUUUAAAUGUACUGAAAAGCCAAGACCGGGACGAACAAUAUCGAGAAUUGGAAAGUACACGGCUCAGGCGCAAUCGGUUCCGUUUCCUAGUGCACUUAUGGCAGAGGUACCACGCUCCUGAGACAGACAGUGCUACAAGGGGUGACGUUGAACAUUACACCACACUAGCAAGCGAGCUGGGCAGAGUGAGACAGUUCGCCUACAGCUGGAACGAAUUGGCUGGCAGAUCCACAACCAUGGCGGACGACAUACAUGUGAUCAUUGCUAAUCUCCUGGAUUUCCAUGCGGAUACGGUUAUGAGUUACCACGAUCGACAACACCGCAUGGAGGCCAUGGUUCUGAGCUUCCAGCUUCUACCAUUUUCGCUCUUCUACAAUACUGGCCCGAAGUACGAUCAGCACAGACAGCACAGAAACAGGUGGGUCCCGGUGGAACCGAGCAAAUGUUACCUCACAACGUCACCAACAGUAAAGCAGUGUCCUGAGGCUGCCGUUCUCGAACUGGUGGAUGUUGCCAAAGAGCUAAAAGUCUUUCUUGUUGAGGAUUUAGAUGGCACAAAGUCAUUCAACAUUCACUCACAGAAGAAAGGAGUCACAUACUCCAUACAGCCACAGACUACUGUCGACGGUGAGGAUCUCUUCUUCAAAGGCACUAAAUGUAUAGUGCUGGAAAAUUCAGGGUUUGAUUCUGGGAAUAUGAAGAUCCGCGGUGCGUGUUUUCGUGUUACCCAACAUGAUGGCGCGGAAAACUGCAGAGCAAACGAAGACGCACUCAUCGGCAACUUACGACUCGUGUUCGAGUUUCCGAUAGAGGCACAUCGCUUGGAAGCAAGAGAGCACCUAUCCAAUAUUCUUGAAAUAGACGGUCCUGUCUUGGAAGAAUACGAAGCGUUUGUUGUUUCUUCAUCCUGUCGAAUCCUCAUCGAAUACGGCUUCCAGUGUCUUCCUACAAACUACUACGUGGCUGAUACCUACUAG